Molecule: messenger RNA, 1625 nt
Organism: Scylla paramamosain (green mud crab)
Lineage: Eukaryota; Metazoa; Arthropoda; Malacostraca; Decapoda; Portunidae
Product: E3 SUMO-protein ligase NSE2-like
Exons: 6
Coding region: 108-740 (210 amino acids)
Biological process (GO): double-strand break repair via homologous recombination; protein sumoylation
Cellular component (GO): Smc5-Smc6 complex; nucleus
Molecular function (GO): SUMO ligase activity; zinc ion binding
Source: RefSeq, a predicted model, not a curated record
AAUAGCAAAAUCUGGCGGUAACGGGUAAACAAAUAAAGAAGCACGCCAGGCCUCGAGAAGCAGGUGGAUUGUAACUUGCGAGGUGGCACGUUAGUGAGGGAGGCGCCAUGGAGGUCGGCUUCUUCGGCAUCCUGGAGAACGUGUAUGAACAGGUGAACGAGAGCACCACCAGUGUGCUGGAGAGCGUCGAGGAUGCAAACCUGAAGGCAAAGUACCUGAAGGAAUUGGAGGAAAUACUGGUGAGCUGUGUCACCACCCAGCACAAGGUGGCCAUCACACGGCAGGCUGUGAAGGAGACCAUCGCUCGGGCCCAGGACGAGGAGACCCAGGAGCCUGAUGCAAACAUUUAUGAUGAUUUACUUGAAGAAAGCAUAGGGGAGCUGGAGGUGGACUCUCCCCUCGAGGGAGCAAUAGCACAAGCUGCAAGUCUCAAGACCUUCAAGGAUCUACUUGAGCAAAAUAAUGUGUCAGCAAACUCAGAUGGGGACUUGGUUGCCACAGAGUGCAGUAACAACUUCCUUGACCCCAUCAGCAAGAAGAGGAUGACAGAUCCAGUGAGAAAUAAGAUUUGUGAUCAUGUAUACGACAGAGGCUCCAUCACCAGCAUGAUUUCUAAGUCUAAAAACAAAUUCAAAUGUCCUGCCAUUGGGUGUGCUAAUCGUAAACCCAUAAAGGUGUCUGACCUGAAGGAGGCACCUGAUGUGAAGAGGCAGUUAACUCUCCAAAAAAGAAGACAGUGACAGAAUGUGGCAGCUGAACCUCAUCUCAGCGUGCGUGACUUGUACGUCACAUGGACUCACCACUGCUGGGACUACCGUAGUGUUAGCAUCCCCAAGCAUAGCAAGAGAAAGGGGGCUGCAUUCCAAAACAUGCUAUUACAUCUCUUAUGUUUAGCAGGCUCUAGUGGAAGUUAUCAGGGUUUUCAGGGCUGUAUUCCUAAGCUUUUUGUAACGUCUUUUAUGUUUAGCAGACUCUAGUGGAAGCUAUCGGGGUUUUCAGGGCUGUAUUCCUAAGCUUUUCGUAACGUCUUUUAUGUUUAGCAGACUCUAGUGGAAGCUAUUGGGGUUUUCAGGGGUGUUUUCCUUAGCAUUCAUCAUCUUUUUCUCAUACAUUUAAUUGACUUUGGUCUUAAGUUAUUGUAGUUUUCAGGGCUGUAUUCCUAAGCAUUUCUUAAUUUUUUUUUUCAUACAUUUAACAUCCUGUUGAAGUUAUUGGGGUUUUCAGAGCUGUGUUCCUUAAUAUUGCAUCUUUUUUUUCAUUAAUGUAAUUGGCUCUAGUGGAAGUUAUUGGGGAUUCCCAAAGAUGCUUUUGUGUUUUUAUUGGUAGUGUAAUCUUUGACUGCUAUGGUCAUCCUGUGCUGAUAUUCAGAGAAAUAUAAAAACAAAAUCUACAUGGACCUACAAAAUUAAAAGGGAGAAUAGAAGGUUAUGUUUUUACUAGGCAACAAAAUUAUUUGAGAUUAGUACAGAAAUGCAUGUAAAAAGUUGCUGGUAAUUAUGGGGAAAAUAAUAAUAUCUAGUAGUGAAUGAAUUAACAAGAAUUUUGAAUCAUUGGUAGAAGCACUCAUGAAAUUCCAAUAAUUUCUCUAGGUUUUGAAAAUAUUCAUUACAAGAGAAAAUGAGACU